This is a messenger RNA of Sabethes cyaneus, 7276 nucleotides long. RefSeq names its product klaroid protein (gene koi). Gene Ontology annotation, cellular component: nuclear envelope; meiotic nuclear membrane microtubule tethering complex. The transcript has 7 exons. The record is from RefSeq and is a predicted model, not a curated record. The coding region runs from base 239 to 3448 and encodes 1069 amino acids. Gene Ontology annotation, biological process: nuclear envelope organization. Lineage: Eukaryota; Metazoa; Arthropoda; Insecta; Diptera; Culicidae. Gene Ontology annotation, molecular function: protein-membrane adaptor activity.
UGUUCGGAUGUGGUAGAAGUGUUUUUCCGCGUCGUUUGUGAAAAAAUCGCUCAAAAAGCGGUGAAAAGCCGCCGGAAACUGGCAGAAAAGUGCUGGAAAAGCUGCCCCGGUACCAGUGGAAGACAGUUGUGGUGUUUUUCCGGGAGGAAGUGUUCGAUUUGGGCAGGAAACAAUUACAAAUGUGUUAGCUCACAGUAAAAGUUAAUUCGGUAACAUUUUGAGCAGUGAUUUUAACGACAUGGAUCAGCCAAACGACGAAGGAAAGAUUCAGACCCGUUCCCGUUCUCAAACUCCAGGCCUUGUUCUUCGUGUUAGCUCCGAAAGAGAUGUAAACGGAGAGUCGAAUUCUAAAGCCAACGACAGAAAGACUAAAAAGGCACCCACCGUUACCACAAUUCAGGAGGAAUUAAGUUUAUCGCAAAAAUCUACCGUAGAAUCAACGGGAGGAGCACAAACUGUGCGUCAAGUUCGUAGCAUCACAUCGGACUACUCCUCGGAUGGCGCUUCCCCGGAAAAACCCGCUUCCAAGCGAUCGUCUGCGAACACCAGCAGCAGCAAUAGCAACCUGAAGGAGAAAUCGAUCAUCAUCACAACAACCACUACGACCACAUCUUCCAGUACGACCAAAACAAACCCAACUACAAAGCCAGCAUCGCCCACCAAGAAGGAAGUACGCCAAAAUGAGAUCAAUCGCGUGCUAGAGGACACUCAGACGGCCAUUCUGCGUACCAGUACGCCGAAGGCGUCCUCCAAAUCCCAGAAAAAAGCAACUCUGACACCGGAGGACCUCAAAAGCCACGCCGCCUAUAAAGAGUACAAAGAUGCCGGGGAGUACUGGAACAAAUUCCCUAAAACUGACUACACCUACUCGGAGCUGUCUCCGCAUCGGAGAGAAAUCGCCCCCGGUGUGGUGGCCAUGCCGAACAUGUCCCGUCCGGGGUUGAGUAAACAUGCCGAGCGGAUCAGCGUUAUGAUCCAGCGAAAUCCCACCCAAGAAUCGUACAUCCGCCAGCGUUACGCUUCGGCAAAGUAUUCCAGUGGAGGAACGGCCGGUGGCAGUUUUGCCCGCGCGGAUCCUUACGAUUCGGGCGAGGAAGAUCUGUCUCAAAUUUCCCGCUCGAAGAGCUUCAGAACCAGCCAGGGAAAGUUGGUGGUCGAGGAACACCGUUCGAUCGUGAGUCGCUUUUUCCUGUCGAUUGUGAACUUUUUCUACAACAGUUCGCACACCGUUUCACGGGUGUUCAAUCGUUCGGAACACAAUAUGUAUUACACUAGAAUAGAGGAUGAGAGAGGCUUCUUCGCUAAGGCUUACUCGAUGUUCGCAUCAGUUACUACGAGCAUCUUCAAAAAAGUAUAUUUGCUGAUCUCAUCCGUAUUGUUCCUGGACGCAUGGCUGCUCCAAACAUCGGCCAGCGACGUACAGCAGGGUCGCCGCAAGCGUAAAUUUUUGCUCCUGCUUCUGGCUCUGCUACCGUUCCUGUUGUUUGGCGCUUACCUUCUAGCAGACGAAGACCAGACAAUCGUGCUGCCGGCUUCGAAACGUGCCACCAUUGCGCUUUCCUCUCUGUCAAAAAUAGUACCAUCCCUGACGGCUGACGAUUUUGACACGCUGAAAACCAACCUCUUCCAGAAACUGGACUGGCGGGAAACUGGCGGUUUCAGCUGGCAAACGCUUCUUCCGUCGUUUAGUUUAUACUUUUGGCGAACGUCCUCGAACGACGAACCGGGACCACAGUACGAGAAGCUGCGCUCCAAUCUACAAACCGCGCUCAGUCCAGAGGAAUACGAGAGCCUGAUGCAGCACAUUGAUUCCUACAUUGAGAGUCUGUUAGCGGAGAAGUUCGAAAGAAAGGCGGCAUUGCAGGCGCAGCAGGAAGCGAGUGCGAAACAACAACCCCUUCAUCCGGACGUGACUAUUCACCUGGCUAAUGUGGUUCAACAAAGCUUGAAGGACUACAACUAUCAGUUGAGUGCUGAAGAUGUUGAACGAGUUGCCGAAAAAGUUAAAAAUGAAUUGUUGACCAGCUAUCCACAUGUUUUCGGUAGUAAAUCAACGGAUGGUAGUGAGCGAAUCAAGCGGGAGGGUGUCGAAAUUUCAAAAGAUACUUUGGUUGAAAUUCAACGGCUAAUCAAGCAGGAAAUUAGUGUCACAAAUAAUAAUUUUAUUCUCAGUGACCAGCAGUUGGAGGAUGUUCUGUUGAAGAUUUUGUCUUCUACUAAACUGGUUGAACUGAUUGAUGCUAGGAUUCUACAACAGACAAAAGGGUUCGCUAAAAACGGAAAAGAAAAUGAGGCGGUUUUGGUGGAAAAUUUGAAGAAUGAAAUCGCAGAAAUUAAAGCCCACUUCACGGAGAAAUUGGCUGCAAGCAGUUUGAUGCUGGAAGAUAACCUGCAAUCGUUACGUGACAAUCAAGAUCGGCUGGCCGAACAAGUGAACAGCUAUCGAAUAGAGAACGAUGAGAGGUACGUUAAGCUAUUGGCCAGUAUUGAUGAGCGUUUGGCUGCUGCGCAGCAAGAGCAAUUUGCCGGUUUGAAUGCCAUCAUCAAGAAGAACAUUGUUACUAUAUUGGGGAUGAAUGUGCAUGACGAUGUAACCGAUGAGGAUUUAAAAACGUGGAUCAGCAAUCUGUUUGUAGCCAAAGAUUACCUGGAGAGUCGUCUGAAAGAGUACCAGGAAGGGGUCAGUACCCUGAUUCAGCAAGAAAUGGAACGUUCCGCUGCCGUACUGAUGAAGGAUAUUAGUGAAAAAAUCCAAAAAGAAGUUCUUUCGUCGGUACAAACCUUCAAGAGUGAGCUGAACAUUGAUGCCAAGGCGGGUCGAGUGACCUCCGAUGGCGGUGGUGGUGGAAUGUCAGAAGAUGAAGUUCGCAGAAUUGUACGGGAUGCGCUUCGCAUCUACGAUGCCGAUAAAACGGGACUGGUCGAUUACGCUCUGGAGUCCGCUGGUGGACAAAUUUUGUCCACCCGCUGCACGGAGAACUAUCAAUCGUCGUCCGCGCAGAUCUCCAUUUUCGGUAUACCGCUGUGGUAUCCGACCAACACGCCACGGACGGUCAUUUCGCCGACCAUGCAGCCCGGACAGUGCUGGGCGUUUUCCGGAUUUCCAGGGUACUUGGUCAUCCAGCUGAAUAGCGACGUAAUCGUGACUGGCUUCUCGCUGGAGCAUAUCUCCAAACUGCUUGCACCAAAUGGACAAAUUGAUUCCGCUCCGAUGAAUUUCUCCGUUUGGGGUCUCGCCAGCGAGAACGACCCCGAACCGAUCCUGUUGGGUAACUACGUGUACGAGGAUAAUGGGGCGGCACUGCAGUACUUUGCGGUGGAAAACCCAAACCGGCCGGAGUUGCAGGGCCGAGCAUUCCGCAUCGUCGAACUGCGGAUCGAGUCAAACCACGGUAAUGUGAACUACACCUGUCUGUAUCGGUUCCGAGUGCACGGCGAGCGAGUGUGAGGUGCACCCAUCCGGUGGCACAAGGCAGCGGCACAAGGAGCAAUUGUAGAUAGUAUGAGGGAAGUCGUUUUUUUAUUGUAAUUUAUUCUUUAGCGUUUAGAUUUGAUUUUAGUAACCUUCAUCGCGAGGGUUUUCAGUUGUUUAAUUUUAUUAAUAUUUAGUUUAGUAAGUUUGAACCAGCGGGAGAUGAUGGUGCAAUAACUGCCAUUUUGCGUAGGUACGAGUCACACCGCGCUCCGAGAACAAGUAGGUAAGUUUGGCACCAAAUCUAGCUUUUCUCUGUGUUUAAGUUUAGGAAUCAUUUUUAUUCUACACUACGCGACGUAGUCUUUGAAAGCUUCAACGUCAGGUGAAGAUUUUAAAUGACUGACUUUUAUAUGUUCUUGUUUUUUAACACCUCCUUUCCUUUCUUCUGUUCUUAACUACUUAAACCUAAAUGCUUUCUUUAGAUUUUUUUUUAGUUUGUAUGAAUGGAAUCACCUGUGUCAGGUUAAGGAUUGGUAAUUAAAACCGUUUUUGCGCAUUUGGUUGUGCAAUGCUUGCUCUAUAUUUUUAUUUUAAUGGUGAUAAUUAUUGAUUUGUUUUUUGUUGUUGAUUUUUUUCGUCUUUCAAAACUGAAAAAUGUAAAUUUUUAAAACCAUUUUUGACCAAUUGGUUGUGCAGUUCAUGCUCUAUAUUUUGAUCUUAAUAGUGAUGAUUAUUGAUUUGUUUUUUUUUUGUUGAUUUUUUACCACUUUCAAAACUGAAAAAUGUAAAUUUUCCAAGUCUGCAAGGAAUGAAGAAGACAUUCAAAAAUGAUCAGCUGCUUCUUGGUUUUGGCCGCAAAGUUAUUGGAUUAGAUCCUUCGUUUGAAAUUCCACAAUUUCUCAACCUCCGUUUGAGGACAAAAAAUUGUGUCUAUUCAUCUCACCAGGUCUAGCCAAACGAUGUUCUCCUUCGCAUGAUACUUUUAACGUAGAACUACGUUUUUGUUUUCUAUAUUGGGAUACAUUUUAGAAGCACGAGGAAUGAACAUGCAACGAGAAAUGGUUACGUUUUGCACGCUUAUAAUGCAACCAUUUCUCAAUGGAUUUUAGAGAUACACUACAUCAAUUGAUCUGAAAUGUUUCUAUGAAUUAAUUGAUGUUAAGAAUUUAAGAGGAAUUUUUCAAAACCCUAUUGGAAUCGCUUGAAGCAAGCAAGGUUGAGAGAGGGCUAUUUCAACAUCAACAGGGCUUCGGUAUCAGAGGCACGGAACAGACAAAACUCGAUCUUCCGCACGAAAGUGCCACUAAUCCCAAUGAGGUAUGAUGGUACGAAGCGAUUGAAGAACGUUAUCGUGCAAAAAAUGCACCGAAGUUUUACGAGAACUAGCACACUAGAACACUUGCUCCUAUACUGCCGUGAAUUCCUAUUUCUCAGUAAAGACGAUUCUUUUACAAAUUUGCUCGGACGACGGUAUGAGCCAACUGAAUUCUUGUAUUGUAUACGUCGCUGGAACCACUAUUUCACUAUUAAAAAGUCUAUUUCAAAUUUUAUUAAUGGUGUGCUUAUGAUCGGAUGUAGGUGGUUCCUCCGAUUCACACUUUAUUGCCUGAAGAUUGUGGUUUCCAGUGCGCCAAUUACUAUCCGUUGCAUGUAUGUUCCUUAUAACCUCUGAGUAUUACAAUUGGACCUUGCGUCCUUCCAAAUUGGCACUGAAGUGGUCGAAUUAUCAUAAAAAUUGGCGCUGAGUGGCCGGAACGUCACACACGAAUUGGAUGAGCGAAACGGAUGAAGUAAAAAAUGUCGAUGAGUCGAUUAGUUGGACUUCCGGCGAACGACGCGGACGAUAAUUGCUUGCUGGUCACAGCGACACAACCCAAACCCGACUGCGUUGUCCGAGGUUUGCGUUCCCAAAUUUUCUAACCGCAAAUUGAGCACUUGCUGGGAUGAAUACAUUCUCGAAUGCUGCAAGCAAUUAACAUUCAACGACUCCAUCGCUUCUCGCGCACAAAUUGAGGAAGCCAGCAACGUAGCACUACGUAACGCUUUCCCAUUCGAGCUGCCCCAUAUUAACCCUCUCUGUCCCAUGGUAGCACAGGUGCUCCAUGACUUCCGAUACUAAAAUCGACCGAUAAAAUUUUUGAGGCAUUCAAAUAUGGAUAUUUUGAUUUUGUAACGUAAUAAAAACAUUGUUUUACAAGGUGUAUAGUUGCAUUUGACGAAUUGUUAAUUAAUAGCUUUUUUACAUGAUCAAAAACUGUAAACCACCAAAACACCCCUGGGACAGAGAGGAUUAAUACUGAUACCGUUAUUCCUGCAUUGGGUAAACUGAAGACCUCGUACGCAAUUGGACCAGAUGGCAUCCCUUCUGCGGUAUUGAAACGAUGCGGUUCUGCACUUAGUUCUCCUAUCGCCAAGCUUUUGAAUAAGUCGAUACAGCAACGCAAAUUCUCUGACCGAUGGAAAUUUUCUUAUCUUUUUCCAAUAUAUGAAAAAGGCGAUAAACGCGACAUAACUAAUUAUCGCGGGAUCACGUCCUUGUGCGCUAGGUCAAAACUUUUCGAGAUAAUUAUUAAUGACGCUUUGUUUGCUUGCUGUAAAUUCUACAUUGAUGCUGAGCAGCAUGGAUUUUUUCCAAAAAGAUCAGUAGCUACAAAUUUGAUGCAGUUUGUUUUCCGCUGUAUGCAAAGCUUAGACUCUAGCCUGCAAACCGAUGCUAACUAUCUAGACCUGAAAGCUGCUUUCGACCGUGUAGACCACGGAAUACUGCUAGGGAAAAUGAAGCGACUGGGUGUAUCUACGGACGCCAUCUGCUGGUUUAGAUCUUACUUAACGAAAUGAAAUUUAUGUGUCAAAGUAGGAUCUACCGUUUCCAACUGCUUCUCCAAUCGAUCUGGAGUUCUACAAGGCAGCAACCUGGGCCCGCUUCUUUUCUCGAUUUUCAUAAACGAUGUCGCGCUUUUGCUUCCGCAGGUCGAUUGCUUUAUGCUUCCGUCGAUUGCUUUAUGCUGACGAUACAAAAAUCUUUAGAGUCAUCACGUGCCAAAGCGACUGCGGGGAAUUACAGGAAUACCUGAAUGCUUUUGCGAACUGGUGUGCAACAAACUGUCUAACAUUAAGUAUAGACAAGUGCAACAUAAUUUCGUUUCACCGAAAGCGUGCGACCUAGGAGUACUGCUAGACAACGAGCUAACAUUCAGGAACCACAAUGAAAGUAUCAUCUCAAGAGUUAACCGCCAGCUAGGAUUUAUUUUCAAAAUUGCCGAUGAAUUUCGUGAUCCUCUCUGCCUUAAAUCACUCUAUUGCUCUCUUGUGAGAUCGAUCCUAGAAACUAAUUCUAUUGUAUGGUGCCCAUUUCAUGCCAACUGGUGCAACAGAAUAGAAACUGUGCAGAAGAAAUUUAUCCGCUACGCGCUUCGCCAUUUGCCUUGGAGUGACUCGCUGAACCUGCUAUCAUACGAAGUUCGCUGCCGACUUCUUGGUAUUCAGUCUUUGAAGUUGAGACGACGAAUUGCCCAAGCUGUCUUUGUUGCGAAGCUCCUAUACAAUCACGUGGACUGUCCUUCGCUACUGGAGCAGUUGAACAUAUAUGCUCCUGUUAGGCAGUUACGUCAAAGGAAUUUUCUGUAUCUAGAAACGCGGAACCGCCAAUUUGGAGCUCAUGAACCUGUCAGAAUUAUGUGCCAACGUUUCAAUGAAGUGUUUGAGUUAUUUGACUUCAAUGUUCCAGUUCAUGUUUUUCGAGAGCGACUAGUCAAUGUUUUCAAUAGAAGCCAGAAUUGUUUUAUUCAUUAAGACAAACAGUCAGAUGGAUUUUUUGUAAUAAAUAAGGCCAUUGCAAAUAUUUUAGAAAGUUUUUGUCCU